Triticum turgidum subsp. durum (durum wheat) is the source of this 3003-nucleotide messenger RNA. The record is from the annotation of a GenBank genome assembly. Lineage: Eukaryota; Viridiplantae; Streptophyta; Magnoliopsida; Poales; Poaceae.
AUGGUGGAUCCUCUCACACUUUCGGGAGUUGCAUGGGGAAUAUCCAUGGCCGGGUGGGUUAUCUCCCCCAUCAUGACCAAGCUUGUUGACAAAGCGUUGUCCCAUAUCAAGCCCGGCAAAUCCAAGGACAAGCUUCACGAGCUCUUGACUCACACUCUCCCUAGUCUGGCUCUUACUCUAGAAGCAGCAGAGGGUAGCCCCUACAUGGAUCUUUUCAAGAAUUUGGUUGGGGAUCUCAAGUCUGCCUUCUACGACAUGGAAGACAUGUUGGAUAAGGUGGAGUACCUUCUUCACGAGAAACGGCUAGCUGGCCAGAAAAAGAGCAAGUGGAUCAUAUUUGCUUCGCAUGAUGAUGCUGGCCCCUCAGACCAGGGUGUCCAUAUCAAUUCAAGUUUGAUUAUUUCCCAGCCUUUAAACAGUACUUUAAAGAAAAAUAUGAAGAAGAUAAAAGAACUCAUUGAUAAAGCACAGGAAACUAUUAAACAAGCAAACCUGCCAUGCCAGAAAGAAAGCAGAAUUUAUGGACGAAAUGUUAUGGCAACAUAUGCACAGAAGCCCACUAUUGCAGAUCCAGUGGAAAAGGUUACUGGCAGAGAUGCAGAUCGUUUGCGGAUAAUAAAAAUGCUUCACGAUACACAUGGCAAGGAGGCCAAAGCAAUCUCAAGUGAGGGCAAAUGUUUUUCUGUGAUAGGCAUUUGUGGUAUUCCAGGGUCUGGAAAGACAACCCUCGCACAGUAUGUUUGUGUGUCUGAGCGCACUGCAGGCUAUUUCAAUCUUGUUAUGUGGAUCCAUGUUUCUCAGAAUUUCAGUGUGGAAACAAUUUACAGAGAGAUGUUUGUGAUAGCUUCAGGUAAUCAACACCUCUAUUCUAAUAGUGUUGAUGGUAUAAAAAAAGAAUUGGAAAAAAAGCUACACGGAAAACGGUUUCUGUUGGUUCUUGAUGACAUCUGGUCCGAUAAUGAUGUGGCUGACCAGCAGUUGCCACUGUUGCUUUCUCCGUUCAAUGUCGGAAGCAGAGGAAGUAAGGUCCUAGUGACAAGUCGAAAUGCAGAUGCAGUGCCAGCUCUAGGUCUUAAUAGAUAUACUACCAUCCCAAUACAAGACUUGGAUGAAAAAGACUUCUUUGAAGUUUUAAUGUACUAUGCACUUGGUGAUUCAAGGUUAGAUGACAUAGAUCAGAAAGAACUUCACAUAAUUGGGAGUGAAAUAGUACACAAGUUGAGGAGAUCACCUCUAGCAGCUAGAACAGUGGGUGGACAGCUACGCAGAAGACAAAAUGUUGAGUGCUGGAGGAGGAUUCGAGAUAGCGAUCUCUUGAAGGAUACCAUGGGAGCUCUAGUGUUGAGCUACCAAUAUCUCGAUGAGCAUCUGAAGCGAUGCUUUGCUUACUGCAGUGUUUUUCCUCGAAGACAUCGCUUGGCACGUGAUGUGUUGGUUAAAAUGUGGGCUGCCGAAGGGUUUGUUACAGUUACUAAUGGGGAUGAUACGGAAGAUGUCUGCCAAAAAUACUUUGAUGAACUAGUGUCAGCCUCAUUUCUGCAACUUAGAGUAAAGGAGGAACCCUAUGAAGAGGACUGCUAUAUCGUUCAUGAUCUGUUGCAUGAUUUAGCAGAGAAGGUUGCUGGAAGUGAUUGCUUCAGAAUUGAGAAUGGUUGGACUGGAGAAGUUCCUCAGGAUGUUCGCCAUUUAUAUGUUGAAACAGCUAAUGGAUGGGCUAUUAUUGACAAGAUUGUCAAACUAGAAAAUCUACGCACGCUGAUCAUUCAUGCCGUUCAGAAUAAUAACACUAUCAUAAGUAAGGAGAUUAUUGAGAAGGUUUUUACCAAGUUAAGUAAGUUACGAGUACUGGACAUGCGAUCAGAUAUGGACGCCAGCCACAAGUUUUCGUUGCCAGACUCUUUUGGUAAUUUAGAGCACCUGCGCUACAUUUCUUUCUUCAAUCGUGGGGGGUUGGCCACCUUAACCUUGCCAGCCACAAUUGCGAAGCUUUACCAUCUGGAGGUAUUAAGUUUUCCUGGAUGCAAGAAUUUGGUACUUUCAUCUAAAGAAGAUAUGGCUAAUCUCACCAAUAUGCGGAUCCUUAGACCUGUUCCCGUUAUUCCCAACAUAGGUAGGAUGACUUGUCUGCAAGAGUUAGGAUUAUUCAGAGUAAUGAAGGAACAUGGUUACGAGUUACGGCAGCUGAAGUAUCUAAACAAGCUUAAAAGAAAUCUGGUAUUGGAGGGUCUUGAACUUGUUGGAAGCAAGGAAGAAGCUCUUGAAGCUAGGUUAUCAGAUAAGGAGCAGCUUAAAGUUGUCUUACUGGACUGGGGCAAUAAUGAUAGUAGCUCCAAUCUAGAGGUUCAACUUCAAGCAGAUGUUCUUGAGGGUCUUUGCCCUCCUAGUUUCCUUAAAUUCCUCGAGAUCAGGGAUUACAAGGGUUUGAGGGCUCCAGACUGGAGUGUGGGUAAUACGAAGGGCGAAAACUGUCUGGAGAGUCUUUGGCUCAACCGUUGCAGCCGGUUGGGACCUGCUCCUGAACUUGUGGAGUAUUUUGUUAACCUGCGUGAGCUCAUCCUCACAGGAUGCAACUGGGACACCUUGCCGAAUAACAUAGAGCAGCUCAAAUCACUCGUCGCACUGCGUAUCCAGUAUUGCUUGGAAAUUCAAUCACUUCCAGUACUACCACAGUCGCUGAAAAGGAUUGAAUUCUGGGGCUGCGACGAAGCAUUCAUGAGGUCAUGCCAAACAUCUGGAGAUUCUAACUGGCAUAAGAUUAAGCACGUUCGGAGUGUAUGUUUUGAAGGCCGCCAGAUGAGAACGGGAACUAUAGAAACCCAAUCUUUACACUGGAAGCAGUACUUGCUUGAUGAUGACAAUGGGGCGGGAAGAAUAUUGCUCCGGGUAAUCCCUAAGGCUUCAUGCCUGUUGUAUAUCUGCCUUCUCACAUGCUUCAUAUCUUGGUUGUGGCUGCGUUGUGGGAGAAAUCUUAUAAUGUCAUGGAUGGAUGCAUCCGAUGUCUGA